CUUUCCCGUCUCUGUGGUAGUGUACGCUCGGCUCUCUAGGCCUCGGGAGCUCUGUGGUGACGGUGGCCGAGGUGGCUUGUUCGUCCGAAAAGAGUGGCGGGAGCCGCUCCACUUCCUCCUGGUUUUCCCGGGAGCUCGCUUUCCCGGUGACCUGGCUGAGAAGGGCUUUCAGGCGUCCGGACUCCGCCGCAAAGGUGUUUCGUGAUCCCCGGGAGCAGGUGCUGGCACCAGGAGCAUCCCUUGGGGCCGAAUGUGCCGUGGACGAUGCCCCUCCUAACCCAACAGAUCCAAGAUGAGAAUGACUACAGCUUAGUGGCCAGCCUUGACAACGUUAGGAAUCUCUCCACUGUCUUGAAGGCUAUUCAUUUCCGGGAACAUGCCACUUGUUUCGCCACUAAAAAUGGAAUCAAGGUUACAGUGGAAAAUGCAAAGUGUGUGCAAGCAAAUGCUUUUAUUCAGGCUGGAAUAUUUCAAGAGUUUACAGUUCAGGAAGAGUCUGUUACUUUUCGAAUUAAUUUAACUGUUCUUUUAGACUGUUUGUCUAUUUUUGGAUCAAGUCCUAUGCCAGGGACUUUAACUGCACUUCGGAUGUGUUACCAAGGGUAUGGUUACCCUUUGAUGCUGUUUCUGGAAGAAGGAGGAGUGGUGACAGUCUGUAAAAUCAAUACUCAGGAGCCCGAGGAAACUCUGGAUUUUGAUUUCUGCAGCACUAAUGUUGUUAAUAAAGUUAUUCUGCAGUCAGAGGGGCUCCGUGAAGCGUUUUCCGAAUUGGAUAUGACGAGUGAGGUCCUGCAGAUCACCAUGUCUCCUGACAAGCCUUAUUUCAGGUUAUCUACUUUUGGAAAUGCAGGAAGCUCCCACCUUGACUAUCCCAAAGAUUCUGAUUUGAUGGAAUCAUUUCAUUGUAAUCAGACUCAGGUCAACAGAUACAAGAUUUCUUUACUGAAACCCUCUACAAAGGCAUUAGUCCUGUCUUGUAAGGUAUCUAUUCGGACAGAUAACCGAGGAUUCCUCUCAUUACAAUAUAUGAUUAGAAAUGAAGAUGGGCAAAUAUGUUUUGUGGAAUAUUACUGCUGCCCUGACGAAGAAGUUCCUGAAUCUGAGUCUUAAGUAUGACAGUUCACUGUGAUAUUUCUGGAUACAUUUGUGAUAGGUCAUGUUCUCAUUCUGGGUAUAGUCCACUUCAUUGUUUCUUACUGGAUUUCCUAAAGGGAAGAAGUGUGGUGGAGAUGGAAGCAAGGUCCCUGUAGCCUACUAGUUGCUGUGUGUUUUGUAAGUAAAUGUUUUCAUGUAGUCAUAGGUUAUCCAGUACUGGACUAUCCUGUGGUUCUGUCUUUUGAACGCAUGGGAAUCAUCAUAAGCCAAGAUGAAUAAAUCAUAUGCUCUAUUCUAUUUAAGUAGGACAUUUCAAGAGUCUAAAAAUUUAAAGUUUGAUGAAGCCAUAUCUGAGAUGUUCUAUUAUUUAUUUACUAUUAGAAAAAGCAAAGGCAAAUGGUCAUUGCUUAUUUGUUGGAAUUCCGGAGACUACAUCUUAAAGCAGUAAUUCUCCAAGUGUCGUAGCCAGAUCAGCAGCAUGAGCGUCACCUGGGAACUUGUCAGAAGCUCUGAGGUGGCCCAGAGAUCAGGAGUUUAAAAAGCUUCUCUCCAGGAAAUUCUGAUGCAUGCUAAAGUUUGAGAACCACUGUUCUAAGGGAUACUUUUUUAAAAAUAGCAUUUAAUUGCAUUGAAGUAAUUGCUUUACAUCUCAUUUCCUCACAAACCUUCUGAAGUUUAGCCAUCACCAAACAAGUUUGAAUAAUUAUAUGAUUUAUUUUUAAAUUAUACAUUUUGAAGAAGACUAUGAACAAGAUAUAAAGUAGUCUUCAGAGAUACAGAUUUUCUUUUUGUUCUCAAAACUGUUGAGUGCAGUAAGUACUUGUUGGAUACCAUCUCUUUGCCUUUAAGAGUUUCUCAACCAAACCAAGGUGUAGAAAACCAGUUAUUAAGUGAUUUUGCACUUUCUUGGGUAAUUUCCAAUGAAAUAAUUUUUGUGGCAUGUAGAUAUUGAAUAAAGUGUAAUACUAAAAUUGUCUUAUUUUUCAGUAGGAAAAAAAUCUAACUUAAAUGAAGUUUCUGUAUGAGGUAGCAAUAGCUCAGUGUCUCUAGGUAGGCAGGCACUUUGGGCCUUGUGAGUGGGACAGUUCUUCAUGGGAAGAAACUGCCAGCCCAUUGCAGGAUUCAUUUAGCCCCCUGGCCCUUAACCACUAAUGCCAAUCAUUGUGACCACCCCCUCCACCAAAUAAAAGCACCCCCGUACUAUUGAUAGUUGAGAACCGUUGAAUGAUAGUCACCAAAAUUUGCAGGUGUAUUUGGACCGCCCUGCCUUAAAAUAGGCCACAUAGCAUCAGAGGAAAUUGGUUUGGGGGUUAUUGCAGCCAAGCACUUCAGAGAAAUGCUCCCCCAGAACAGCGGCAGGUGCUAGUCAUAGGCCCUUGUGCAAUUCUGGGUAUCUGGCCAGGGUGAGUACCUGAUAACUCAUAGGUCUCCCCAGCAAUCUCAGGAUGCCAGCUGGUACGAAGUAAGUUGGAGUUUUGUAAAGUACGGUAUAUGUUCAAGAAGGAAAUGAAUGGAUCUACUAAAUCUCCAAAAAUAUUUUGUUUAAACACAAAGAACAGAACAGAUCUAAAACGUAAUUCUGAAACUAUUUAACCAGUCAACAUUUCAAGGACUACUGUUUUCCUUUAAAUUUAACAGUGCAGGGGCCGGCCCGGUGGCGCAGCGGUUAAGUUCGCACGUUCAGCUUCUUGGCGGCCCAGGGUUCGCUGGUUCG
This is a messenger RNA of Equus quagga, 2809 nucleotides long. RefSeq names its product RAD1 checkpoint DNA exonuclease (gene RAD1). The transcript is spliced from 6 exons. The coding region runs from base 265 to 1110 and encodes 281 amino acids. Lineage: Eukaryota; Metazoa; Chordata; Mammalia; Perissodactyla; Equidae. Gene Ontology annotation, cellular component: checkpoint clamp complex; nucleus. Gene Ontology annotation, biological process: DNA repair; DNA damage checkpoint signaling. The record is from RefSeq and is a predicted model, not a curated record. Gene Ontology annotation, molecular function: 3'-5' exonuclease activity.